CUAUCUCUCCAUUAUUAAUAAUUAAUCAUCUUGUUUUUAUUUUUAAAAAAAAUCGGAUAAAAUUCAAAUUAAAUUAAAUUAAAUUAAAUCAAAUUAAAUAUCCUUAUACGCAUACUCAAAUCCUCUCCCUCUUCACUGAUCUCUGGUUCAAGUUUACAACAGGUUUCUUACUAUGGGUUCUAAAUCAGUUGUUGAUAUGAUAGAGGCCUCGUCAGGAGUCCAUUUUUCUGGGUUUCACAUGGAUGGUUUGGAUUCGAGAAAUACAGAGACGGGGCAACCAACAACCUCUGCAGCUGAAAAGAUGUAUAAACAACCUUUUAUUAUUGGAGUCGCUGGGGGAGCAGCAUCUGGAAAGACAACAGUUUGUGAUAUGAUUAUUCAGCAACUUCAUGAUCAGCGUGUAGUUCUUGUUAACCAGGAUUCCUUUUAUCACAAUCUGACUGAAGAUGAACUUACACGAGUUCAUGAGUACAACUUUGACCAUCCAGAUGCAUUUGAUACUGAACAACUCUUAUCUGUCAUGGAGAAGUUGAGGCAUGGGCAAGCAGUAGAUAUUCCAAAAUAUGACUUCAAAAGUUACAAAAAUGAUGUUUUUCCUGCAAGAAGGGUCAAUCCUUCAGAUGUUAUAAUAUUGGAAGGUAUACUUGUUUUCCAUGAUCCUCGUGUGCGGGAUCUGAUGAACAUGAAGAUAUUUGUUGAUACAGAUGCUGAUGUACGUCUGGCAAGAAGAAUAAGGCGUGAUACUGUUGAGAAAAGUAGAGAUAUUGGUACAGUCCUUGAUCAGUACUCCAAAUUCGUGAAGCCAGCUUUUGAUGACUUCAUACUUCCAACAAAGAAAUAUGCAGAUAUAAUAAUUCCUCGUGGAGGAGAUAAUCAUGUAGCUGUUGAUUUGAUUGUACAGCAUAUUCGAACAAAGCUUGGUCAACAUGAUCUGUGUAAAAUAUAUCCUAAUUUAUAUGUCAUUCAAUCAACUUUUCAGAUACGCGGUAUGCAUACUCUUAUUCGUGAUUCACAAACAACAAAACAUGACUUUGUUUUUUAUGCUGAUCGGUUGAUUCGUUUGGUUGUAGAACAUGGUCUGGGACAUCUGCCGUUUACAGAAAAGCAGGUGACCACUCCCACUGGAUCUGUAUACUCUGGUGUCGAUUUCUGUAAGAGGUUAUGUGGUGUCUCGGUUAUUAGGAGUGGUGAGAGUAUGGAGAAUGCAUUGCGAGCAUGUUGUAAAGGUAUCAAGAUUGGGAAGAUUCUUAUUCAUAGGGAAGGUGACAAUGGCCAGCAGCUAAUCUAUGAAAAACUUCCACAAGACAUCUCAAAGAGACAUGUGUUGCUAUUGGAUCCCAUUCUUGGAACAGGCAACUCAGCUGUUCAAGCUAUCUCUUUACUAAUCAGCAAGGGUGUCCCAGAGCCCAACAUUAUAUUUCUUAAUCUGAUAUCAGCACCUCAAGGAGUGCAUGUGGUUUGCAAAAGAUUUCCAAGAAUAAAGAUCGUGACAUCUGAGAUUGAAAUUGGUUUGAAUGAAGAUUAUCGUGUCAUUCCUGGCAUGGGAGAAUUCGGAGAUAGAUAUUUUGGCACGGAUGACGAUGACCAACCAGUAGUGGCCCCUAAAAAAUUAAUCAAUUGAGAGCCUAUCCAUAAGCAACUGGGGGGCAAAUCAACUAGAGUGGCUAUACUCUUUUAUGUGCUGAGUUUUGCAAUUUCAGUUUUCAACAAAUUUUGACUUCAUUAAACCCACAAUUUCCAUCUCAUCUUUUGUCACAUUGAGUUCUUUAAUCUUGCUUCUUCAACUUCUACUAUAAUUAGAAACUGAAUACUCGACAGCUUCCCCACUAUAAAUAUAUCGGCAAAUCCUGGAUGUCUACUCACA
Molecule: messenger RNA, 1864 nt
Organism: Jatropha curcas
Lineage: Eukaryota; Viridiplantae; Streptophyta; Magnoliopsida; Malpighiales; Euphorbiaceae
Product: uridine kinase-like protein 3
Molecular function (GO): kinase activity; ATP binding
Source: RefSeq, a predicted model, not a curated record